GGCUUUGUUAUGCUAAUGUCUGGGUAUAAAAUGAGGAGCAGCUCCUCCAGAGACAUCAGAGCUAACCCUGCUGUCCAGAAGAAGACAUGGCUCCCUGUUCCAGCAGCUACUCCUCCAUGCACCACAUGAGGAUCUCUGAGAAGGACAACAUCAAACUCAGGAAACCCAUCGUGGAGAAAAUGCGCAGAGAUCGCAUCAACAGCUGCAUCGAGCAGCUCAAAGUCAUCCUGGAGAAAGAGUUCCACAAGCAGGAGCCCAACUCCAAGCUGGAGAAAGCCGACAUCCUGGAGAUGACCGUGAACUUCCUGAGGCAGCAGCUGCAGGCGGGCGUCUGUCAGGGCGACUACAGCCAGGGCUACUCCCACUGCUGGAGGGACUCCAUGCGCUUCCUCUCCAGCUCCGAGGCCUCGGUUCCUCCUCUGCAGGGCCUCCAGAGACAGGACCAGAAGCUGCAGCAGGUCCAGAGAGGCAGCAGCUCCAGCAGAGGCCCGGUGUGGAGGCCCUGGUAGAGACUCUGUAGACCUGAGGGGCUUCAUGCUCUCUCACUGUGUAGGAAAUCUGUUUCCAGCCUGCUCUUCUACAGCAGGUCUCCUUACUGUCUCAUCACAUUGAUGGACAAAGUCGAAGUGAAGGAUCUCACUCAUUUGAAGAUGCCUUGACUCCUUACAUUUCCUUUAACUCUCGUGUCGUCCUGCGGGUCAAAUUGACCUGUUUUAAAGUUUGAAAAUGUGGGAAAAAGUAUAUUUUCACAGUGAAACUUCUGAUGUCCACGUUUUCAACAUUUUUGGGAAACAAAAUAACAAAAACAUGAGACAAAUGAAAAGAAAAGACAAAAAACAAGACAAAACACAACAAAAAGGAGACUAAAUGACAAAAAAUGACAAAAACGAGAGAAAUGACAAAAUCCAGCCAAAAAAAAACAACAAAAAUGAGCCACAAAAUGACAAAAACUAGACAAACGAUACAAAUAAAAACAAAAAAGAAACACAUUUUUUAAAAAACAUUUUUUGGUGGAAAAAAGAAAUGCUAAAAGAAAUGUUUCUUUAAGAACAUUCACAAAAAAAUUAACCAAAAUGCAGAGAAUUUCACAGAAUUUUGGUUGAUUUUAAUGUGAAUGUUCUUAAAGAAAAUAUUCUAAGUUUUACUGAUAUAUAUGGAAUCACUUGAGAUAUUUUUAGGAUUUUUUUGGAAGAUUUUUACUCAUUUUUUGAAAAUAUUUACAAGAAUUUUCUUGCCAAAUUUGGGGGAUUUUUUUUUUUUUAAAUAAAACUUUAAUGGAAAAUUUUAAGGAAUUAUUGGAAUUUUCUUCCUGAAGGUUUUGCAAAUUUUCAGAAAUUUGGGGAAUAUUUUUGCUGAAUUUUUGCAUUUUUUUCAGACAAGGAAACAAUAUUUUUUGGUAAAUGAGGACAACAGGAGGGUUAAAGCUGGAGGUUGAUUCUGAGUGACGACGGUUUCUGUCAGAUUUUGUGAAGCGAUUGUUUACUCCAGUGGAGUUUAUCUGAGGACUGCUUGAUGUACCAGUAUCUACUGUGUUCUGUUGAGAAUAUUUCUCUCUAUUCUGAAUUAUCUAUGCCAAAUGUCAUGUGUGAGGAUGACGGUGUGUGUUUGUGUGUGGAUGUGGGUGUACAUAUUAACAUUUUAGUGAUGUUCAUGUUGCUGUUUUGCUAUCACAUUUAGGCUCUUAAAACCAACUCUUUUUUUAAAGUUUGUAUGACAAUUAACAAUAAAAAGACACAAUCAUUGAUAAAAAACUUGAAUAGUUGAUUUAUUACAUGUAUGUUUUGCUGUUUUAUAGAAUUAGAAUAUAGGAAAUGUUGAUAUCAGCAACAUCUGGCACUUUAUCGGAGAAGAUUGUGUGACGUUUGGGAUGAAUAUUAAAAUGUUUUUAAACAUAAAUAAUACAGAAAAGCCAUACAUUGACUUAAAAUAGUAACAUAGACAUUUCUCCUCUUACAUAUUAGGAAACCAUUAUUCCACGACUAAUUGCAGGAAAACAAACUCAUUAAGGCACAAGCAGAGUAAGUGAUCAAAUUUUCACUUCAAUCUCAACAAAGCUUUAGAUGACAGAAGAGAAAGAUUUGUUGGGAUUGGUGGAUUUACACACAAGAAUUUGAAAUUUAUCUUCAUUUGAUGUAACAAAUGAAGAUAAAUGACGUUAAGGAAAGUUGUAAUAUUAGAAUUUAAUCAUUUACUUCAUGAGGAGGUGCUGUUUGUCCCCUAAAGGGAGGCGUGUCCUGACCAUGUGACUGUGUCUCCUCCCUCUAAGUCAUAUUGUUUUUUGGAAAGCAUACAUGCUCCUUGUCUGUUUUAGAAAUGAUUUUCAGAUUUUGCUGAUCAUUUUUAAAGCUCGUCAAGCCACAUCUGUGAUCUGUUGACCUCUUAUGAUCCCGCUGGCAGCCUUAGAUCCUCAGGUGGAUCCUUCAGGUCGUUCCAAAGUCGAGACUUGAAUCUUCCUCCAUCAGGACCUCGACUUCGGAAGGACCUGCCUGAGGAGAUCAGACCUGCAGAGUCACUAACUGCUUUUAAAUCACUUCUUAAAACCCACUUUUAGAGACUUGCUUUUAUGUGAAAUUAACUUUUAGCUUUUAUUAGUUUUCAUGUUUUUCUGUAUUCGUGUACUAUUUACCUGCUUAUCUUAUCUUGGGAAAUUUAAUGUUUGAGUUUUUCAUAUCAGACAUUAAGUAAUCUUCAUUUGCAGAACCAUAUAGAAGAUCAUAAAACAUACAUAAAUCCAUAUUAUAGUAAUGUGGACGAAAGCUGAAACAACUGGUUUAUUAAAUAACAUUCAAUACUUGAUUCAUGCAGGUUAUUUACGACACUAAAACCCAAAUAUGUUUCCUGUAAUCAGCUUCUGAGAGAUAAAUCUGUAUCAUUUUAUUUUGAAUAUCUUUGGGGUGUGCAAAAUAAUAACAAUCUGCAGCUGUCAGUGU
Amphiprion ocellaris (clown anemonefish) is the source of this 2930-nucleotide messenger RNA. RefSeq names its product hairy-related 12 (gene her12). Bases 87 to 509 code for a protein of 140 amino acids. Gene Ontology annotation, biological process: regulation of neurogenesis; regulation of transcription by RNA polymerase II; anterior/posterior pattern specification. NCBI's taxonomy places the organism in Eukaryota, Metazoa, Chordata, Actinopteri, Pomacentridae. Gene Ontology annotation, cellular component: nucleus. The transcript has 2 exons. Gene Ontology annotation, molecular function: protein dimerization activity; RNA polymerase II cis-regulatory region sequence-specific DNA binding; DNA-binding transcription factor activity, RNA polymerase II-specific. The record is from RefSeq and is a predicted model, not a curated record.